Molecule: messenger RNA, 842 nt
Organism: Gossypium arboreum
Lineage: Eukaryota; Viridiplantae; Streptophyta; Magnoliopsida; Malvales; Malvaceae
Exons: 4
Coding region: 32-478 (148 amino acids)
Source: RefSeq, a predicted model, not a curated record
UAGAAACAGUGGCUCACUCGGAUGAAAAACAAUGGCAACUCGGUUCAGAUUAGUUAUGGCUAUGAAGAGAACAAUUCAAAGGAUCCACACUCUCGUUGAUACCCCACGCCUCAAAAGCUUCUCUCUUAACGCACCCAAAAGUGUAGAUGUAGAAUAUGCGAAUGGUAUCAAGUUUAGCUUGUCAGCUGAGUUUUUGCGAGUUUAUAGCCCUGCUGCUGAUGGCAAGAUUCGAUCAAUCGGCAGUGAAAAGGUUAUAUCUGGUCGGCGCCAUGUCGGGAUAAUGUCUGCCGAACCUGUAGGAAACUAUGGGGUAAGGAUAGUUUUCGAUGAUUUGCAUAAAACUGGGAUUUAUUCUUGGGACUAUUUCUUUAAUCUUGGGAGCAACAAGUUUACUCUCAUGAGAAAUUAUAUCAAAACAUUGAAGAAACAUGGACUCAGCCGGGAUCCUUCUAAAAGAAAGUCAUCUAAAGACCUCUGAUUAUCCGAGUUAGUCCCCUUAGAUCAUUGACUCAACCUUAGUCUUAUCUAGAUGAGGCUCAAAUAGCACAAGUGUUUUUUCGAGGAACAUCCAUGUGGUUUAGUUUUCUGGACUCAACUCGUUUUCCAGACGGAAGAGGGGAUGGGAACUCAGUAUUUUCAUGUUCCAUUGAUAGGCCGUUUGAAACAGGUGAUUUACAAUUGAUCUCGAUAUUACUUUCAUUUCUCGUUUCUUGUGGACUAAGAAAUUUUGAUAUUUAGACCUAGUUUUAAACAUGGUUGUUCUAGACCUAGUUUUAAACAUGGUUGUUCUUUCUUGAUGUUUAAUGAAAAAGAAAAACUGCUCUGAUACAUGUUCCGAUAAA